UUCCUUUUUCACAUAGUAAAAAGUAUAAAUUACUAUAAAAUUAUGUAAAAUAAUAUGUGAUUUUAAUAAAUACUGUCAAACCGAUAAAAAAAAUAAUAGAAAACUUAUAAACAAGUGUAAAAGUGAACAGUUACAUAAAAAAACGCUGUAAAAUUGGGAACGUUUACGGGUCAUUAGUGUGUAAACCCAGUAAUGAAACGUUCUUGAAUGAAAUAUUUUUUUUAUUUUUGGGACAUAGUAAAUUAUAUUUCGUUUGUAAGACAUGGUUUUUAAAAUUUAUUGUAUUUUAUACAAUCCAAUCAAUGUUUUUGGACAUAAUAAGUGAUUAUAAAUUAAUUGAUAUGUCAUUGCUUUGUUUUAAGAGCAGGAAGUUUACAUCAAAAAGUGCGACUGCGCACUGGCCAAAUUAGUAGGUAGUGUGAAAGAAAAUGGCGAUCAGCGAAAGGCGUCCGGAGUUAACGUGAUGAAAAACAUUGUUAAAAGCUCAAUUACAUAGUGUUAUAGUUAUUAAUUGUGUCAGAUGUAGAUUAAUUAAGUGUUAAUGAAUAGUGAUUGUGUAUAAAAAUGGCUGCGAAUAUGUACAGAGUCGGCGACUGCGUCUAUUUCGAGACGUCGUCGACGUCUCCGUACCAAAUCCGGCGGAUAGAAGAACUAAAUAAAACAGCCUCCGGCAACGUGGAGGCUAAGGUCAUGUGCUUUUACAGGCGGCGGGACCUGCCCAACCCCCUUAUACAGUUAGCAGAUAAGCAUCAAAUGGCCCAGUCAGAAGACUCACCGGUUGCAAUGAAACUCAAAAAAAUAUGCCUUAAAACGCCUAUAGGCGAGGAACAGGCGGCACAAGCUGUAUUAGACCCUGCGAUAGUGGCAAUGGAGGAGGAAUCUAGUGAGUUGCCCGGCGGCGACGGGCUGGCGCCGAAGCAGCGGCACCAAGCAAAGCACCGCGAGCUGUUCCUCUCGCGGCACGUGGAGACGCUGCCGGCCACGCACAUCCGCGGCAAGUGCAGCGUCACGCUGCUCAACGAGACCGAGUCGCUGCUCAGCUAUCUCAAUAAGGAUGACGCAUUUUUUUAUUGUUUAGUAUUUGAUCCUUCACAAAAGACUUUAUUAGCAGAUAAGGGUGAAAUCAGAGUUGGAAGUAGAUAUCAGACUGAAGUAACUAAUUUAUUAAAAGAAGGCGAGGAGGACGGUCGCAGCGGCACCGAACUAGAAACGCUAGUGUGGACGCCGCAGCACGGUCUGACGGACCGGCAGAUCGACCAGUUCCUCGUGGUGUCGCGCUCGGUGGGCACGUUCGCGCGCGCGCUCGACUGCUCCUCCAGUGUGAAGCAGCCCUCGCUGCACAUGUCCGCAGCAGCCGCCAGCCGGGACAUCACCCUCUUCCACGCAAUGGACACGCUGCACGCGAGCGGGUACAGCAUAGAGACAGCAUUAUCCUCGCUAGUGCCAGCCUCCGGGCCGGUGCUGUGCCGCGACGAGAUGGAGGAGUGGUCGGCCUCAGAGGCGAACCUCUUUGAGGAGGCGCUCGACAAGUACGGCAAAGACUUUGCUGAUAUACGGCAGGACUUUUUGCCAUGGAAGACGCUAAAGAACCUGGUGGAGUACUACUACAUGUGGAAGACGACGGACCGCUACGUGCAGCAGAAGCGCGUCAAGGCGGUCGAGGCGGAGUCCAAGCUGAAGCAAGUGUACAUUCCCAACUACAACAAGCCGAACCCGGCGCUGAUCACGAGCACCAACGGCGGCACGAACGGCAAGGGCGCGGUGCUCAACGGCGGCACCAACGGCACCGCCGCCAUCGCGCCCUCCGUGUGCGCCUCGUGUCAAGUUUCAAACUCAAACCAGUGGUACGCGUGGGGACCGCAGCAUUUACAGUACAGAUUGUGCGGCUCCUGCUGGCAGUAUUGGAAGAAAUACGGAGGACUUAAGACGGCGGGCGUGUUCGGGGAAAGCGAGCCGGAACCGGCGCGGGCGCGCGGCGAGGGCGAGGAGGGCGCGCUGUCCGCCUCGCACCGCCCGCACCGAUGCACUGUGCUCAACUGCGCUAAGGAGUUCAAGCUGCGCGCGCACCUGGCGCGGCACGUGGCGACGGCGCACGGCGGCUGCGAGGGCGCGCGGCCGGUGAUGAAGACGCGCGCGGCGUUCUACCUGCGCGCCUCGCCCUUCACGCGCCUCGCGCGCCGCCUCGUGCGCGCGCUGCGCCGCCCCAGGCACUUCGCGCGCUCGCCCUUCUCGCCCAUCAACCUGCACCAGGUCAAACACGAGUGCACGCUAGCGAUGGCGGGCGGUGCGGGCGGUGCGGGCGCGGGCGCGGCCCCGCAGGGCGCGGCGCGCGCGCGCGGGCCGGUGGGCGCGGUGGCCACGCGGCUGGCGCAGGCGCACGGCUCGCCCGCGCCGCGCGCGCAGGACUGGCUCACGCUCACGCCCAAGGACAAGAUGCCCGCGCCGCACCACGUCGCCUUCCCCAAGCCGCCCAAGGCGCCCGACGGCAGCCUGAUGUACGAGCGCGUGGUGUCCCGCGCGGAGCUGGAAGCAGCUCGCGCCGCGGCCGCGCCCGCGCCCGCCGCACCGCUCGCGCUCAAGCGGCGCGCCUUUGAUGACAUUAACGGACUCGACACAACAGGAGGAGCAGCAGUCCCUCCGGCCAAGCGGCCCAACAAGCACCCGGCGCCGAUGCAGCGGCCCUCGCGCGAGCAGUACGCCGCCAUGUGUGCGCGCGCGCAGGCCACCGGCCAGCCGCUGCCCGCGCACGUGUUCGCGCACGUGAACGGCAAGCCCACGAGCCUGUCGGGGCGCGGCGGCCGGCGACACGUCAUCUCGUGGAUGGACGCGCCCGACGACCUGUACUACCGCGCUACCGACACCCACAAGGCCCUGCGGCGCGCGCUGAGCUGCGGCGAGCUGCGGCGCGGCGCGCGGGCCCCGUGGCGGGCGAUGCGGGCGCCGGGCGGGGCGGCCCUGGGCGCCGCGCCCCGGGCUGCGCCCCUGAAGCCCGCGCCCGCGCCGGCGCCCCCGCUGCAGCUGGUGAUCCUGGACUGA
Colias croceus (clouded yellow) is the source of this 3036-nucleotide messenger RNA. It is a transcript of the gene MTA1-like, whose product is annotated as metastasis-associated protein MTA3. Bases 565 to 3036 code for a protein of 823 amino acids. Lineage: Eukaryota; Metazoa; Arthropoda; Insecta; Lepidoptera; Pieridae. Gene Ontology annotation, cellular component: nucleoplasm; NuRD complex. The record is from RefSeq and is a predicted model, not a curated record. The transcript has 18 exons. Gene Ontology annotation, biological process: negative regulation of transcription by RNA polymerase II. Gene Ontology annotation, molecular function: transcription corepressor activity; histone deacetylase binding; chromatin binding.